AUGGCUGAUGAAAUUGCAUCAGCAAUGGAGCAGGAAAUGGUGGAAGAACAGGCUAUAAAGUGCCCAAGGCCUUCAGCAAAGAGGCAAAGGAAAGGAUCUCCUGACGCCCGAGAAGAAGCAGAUAAAGAACGUGUAGACGAUAGUCUUCUGCAAGAUGCACGUAGAAUCAAAGAAAACAUCAGGGUCUACAUGAACGCAACAGACAGGAACGUGAGUGCGAAGGUACAAAAGCACGUUAAUGGGAAAAUGCAGCAGUUAAUAGAUAUAAUGGAGACAAUAUAUGAUAAGAACUAUGAAAAAACGUUUUUAGUACAACGUGUGGUAAAGGACACAUUAGCUUCCUCUGAAAUGUAUGAUAUCAUAGUAAAUGCAUUAGUGGAAAAAGCAGUACCUAUGGUUAUCGAGGGACUCAAGUCGGAAAGUAAAACCAUACAAAGACCACUGUCAGAACCUCAGACAUCUCGGGAGUUUCCAUGCGUUAAAGAACAACCGCUAUUAGCCGAUGCCCACGCUAUUAUUGAGACCACGGAGAAUGAAAGUUUCCAGGAAAAUGUACACACAUUGUAUCUAGUUCGAGCCACUGGACCAAUGGUACCAACACGGGACGGGUCAACGACCUUUGUUGAAGCAUCGAGGUGGAGAACCUUUUCUCCUCAGGUACUUUUGUGGCUAGCCGAGUAUGUCAAAGCCAGGUCUAUGUCACUUCUUUCCUUCCCAACAAUAGGACCUAACUCACUUCCAUGGCUCCUCGACCUUUAA
Nezara viridula (southern green stink bug) is the source of this 759-nucleotide messenger RNA. NCBI's taxonomy places the organism in Eukaryota, Metazoa, Arthropoda, Insecta, Hemiptera, Pentatomidae. The record is from the annotation of a GenBank genome assembly.